Molecule: messenger RNA, 1249 nt
Organism: Stegostoma tigrinum
Lineage: Eukaryota; Metazoa; Chordata; Chondrichthyes; Orectolobiformes; Stegostomatidae
Product: neuropeptide Y receptor type 2-like
Exons: 2
Coding region: 98-1249 (383 amino acids)
Biological process (GO): G protein-coupled receptor signaling pathway
Cellular component (GO): membrane
Molecular function (GO): neuropeptide Y receptor activity
Source: RefSeq, a predicted model, not a curated record
CAAUCAAGAUUCCCUGGAAAGAAAGCAGAGGCUGCAGGAACAGAGCAAAGAAAUUAUUUCCAGGGAAUGGUACCAGAUCGAUCCAGAACAGGUCACGAUGCAUCCGACCAGCAAUGUCACAGAGAUUGUGGAGGGAAACGAUUGGAACAUUUCCACAGAAUGGCGCCUGAUGACGGUUGAUCAGUCCAGGAACAAAGCCUACCCAUCCAUGGCUGAGAGUACCAAGCUACUCAGUGUCCAGAUCACACUAAUUACAGCCUAUGCAUUAAUCAUCCUCCUGGGGCUGGUGGGAAACUCCCUGGUUAUUUACAUGAUUGUAAAAUACAAAACCAUGCGAACUGUCACGAACUUCUUCAUUGCCAACCUGGCCUUGGCUGAUCUCAUGGUGGACACACUCUGCUUGCCAUUCACCCUGGUUUAUACUCUCCUGGAUGAAUGGAAACUUGGAGCUGUCCUCUGCCACCUUGUCCCUUAUGCUCAGGCUUUAAGUGUCCAUGUGUCCACUCUAACCCUGACAGUAAUCGCGCUGGACCGCCAUCGAUGCAUUGUCUUCCAUUUAGACAGCCGCAUUUCCAAGAAGUUCAGCUUCAUAACCAUUUCCAUGACCUGGUUGGUGUCGGCUGUCCUUGCUGGGCCACUGGCCAUCUUCAGGGAGUACAAAAUUGUCGACUUGCAACCUAUUAACCUGCAGAUUGUUGUCUGCUCUGAGAAAUGGCCAAGUGGGAACACUCAAGAUGGAACCAUCUACAGUAUCUCAAUGUUCAUCCUCCAGUAUGUGCUGCCUUUGGGCAUCAUCAGUUACGCUUACAUUAGAAUAUGGAUCAAGUUAAAGAACCACGUUAGCCCACGCGCACGGAGUGACAGCCAUUACAGACGAAGGAAAACAACCAAAAUGCUUGUGAUGGUAGUGGUGGUCUUCGCAGUGUGCUGGCUGCCCUUGCACACCUUCCAGCUGGCUAGCGAUUUGGACGAGCGCCUCUUUCAGUUCACAGAAUACAAGUUGCUCUACACCAUCUUCCACGUGGUGGCCAUGUGCUCCACCUUCGCCAAUCCCCUGCUUUAUGGCUGGAUGAACAAGAACUAUCGCAACGGCUUCAUCCUCUUUUUCCGCUGCAAUCACAGUGUGGACAACCUCAACAAUGUGGAGAAUUCAGUGAAGGCGAGGCUGCACCCUUUCAGGGUAGUAGCUCACAAUGGCAGCCUUUGCAAUUACAGGGUGACAAAUGGUCAUCCACCAACUGAUGUUUAG